AUGUCUGCAUACGAAACCGUCGUCAAGGCCUUGGACGAAUCGUCCAUCUUAGCCAAAUGGCCGGAAAUCACUCCAUUGGCCAAGACCACAGGACUGCUGACCUCUGCCGGCUCCGCCAGCUCAGAAGAAGCCGUGUUUGAAGGCCACGACGAGGAACAGAUCCGUCUUAUGGAGGAGUUGUGCAUAGUUUUGGACUACAACGAUAUGCCUGUCGGUGCUGGUACCAAGAAGCUCUGUCACUUGAUGGACAACAUCAACGAGGGCUUGUUGCACAGGGCCUUUUCGGUGUUCCUCUUCAACGAGGAUGGCCAGUUGUUGUUGCAGCAGCGUGCCGACGAGAAGAUCACCUUCCCUAACAUGUGGACCAACACCUGUUGUUCGCACCCACUCUGUGUCAAGUCUGAGUUGGGUCCUGGAGACUUCAGCUUGUUGAACUCGGCUGUGGAGGGAGCCAAGACUGCCGCACAAAGAAAGCUUUUCCACGAGCUUGGAAUCCCCGGCGGCGAUUGUCCGGUCGAGAAGUUCCAAUUCCUCACCCGUAUCCACUACAAGUCUGCCAGUGGAGGAGAGGAGUCCAAGUGGGGAGAGCAUGAGGUCGACUACAUCUUGAUCUUGCAAACAAAGAACGAUAUCACUAUCGAUGCCAACUACAACGAGGUGCGUGAUUACAAGUGGGUCAGCCAGGAUGACUUGAAGAGCAUGUUCACCGACAAAAACCUUGUCUUCACUCCAUGGUUCAAAUUAAUCUGCGAAACGUUUUUGUUCCAGUGGUGGGGCAGCUUGUCUGAUCUCAGCCAGUUUGAGGACAAGGAGAUCCAUCGCCUUCUUUAA
Messenger RNA from Australozyma saopauloensis, 831 nucleotides. RefSeq names its product isopentenyl-diphosphate delta-isomerase (gene IDI1). NCBI's taxonomy places the organism in Eukaryota, Fungi, Ascomycota, Pichiomycetes, Serinales, Metschnikowiaceae. Gene Ontology annotation, cellular component: cytoplasm. Bases 1 to 831 code for a protein of 276 amino acids. Gene Ontology annotation, molecular function: isopentenyl-diphosphate delta-isomerase activity. The record is from RefSeq and is a predicted model, not a curated record. The transcript has a single exon. Gene Ontology annotation, biological process: isoprenoid biosynthetic process; isopentenyl diphosphate biosynthetic process.